Messenger RNA from Pelagomonas calceolata, 3747 nucleotides. NCBI's taxonomy places the organism in Eukaryota, Pelagophyceae, Pelagomonadales, Pelagomonadaceae. The record is from the annotation of a GenBank genome assembly.
GCCUCGCCCUCUGUCCUGGCCUGCCCCUGUCCUGAACCGUGACCGCUGCGAGCAUCGCGGAGCCCGGGAGCACGCAAGCUGCGCACGAUGCAUUUCGUGCAGUUCACCUUGAACCCCCCGGCGGCAGUCGUCGCCGCGGCCUUCGGCUCGUUCUCGGCCGGGCGCGCGCAGGAGGUGGUCGUCGCGCGGCAGGGCGGCGCGCUCGAGCUGCUCCGGCCCGACGAGGCCACGGGCCGCCUCGCGACCGUGGCCAGCACGGCGACGUUCAGCUGCGUGCGCGCGCUCUGCGCCGUGCGGCCGACGGGCGCGGCCACGGACGACGUCGCCGUUGCGUCGGACGCCGGCACGCUGACGGUGCUGCGCUUCGACGCCGCCAGGGGGGCCUGGACGCGCAUCCACUGCGAGACGUUCGGCAAGACGGGCUGCCGGCGCGCGGUGCCCGGCCAGUACCUCGCGGCCGACCCGCGCGGCCGCGCGGUCAUGGUCGCCGCGGUCGAGCGCACGAAGCUCGUGUACACGCUGAACCGCGACGCCGCCGGCGCGCCCACCAUCAGCUCGCCGCUCGAGGCGCACAAGGCGCGCUGCGUCGUCUUCGACGUCGUCGCGCUCGACGUCGGCUUCGACAACCCGUGCUUCGCGGCGCUCGAGCUCGACUACGGCGACGCCGACGCCGACGCGAGCGGCGAGGCGGCGCGCGACGCCGAGAAGGUGCUCACCUACUACGAGCUCGACCUCGGCCUCAACCACGUGACGCGCCGCUGGAGCGAGCCCGUCGCGCGCACGGCCAACGUGCUCGCGGCGGCGCCCGGCGGCGGCGACGGCCCGAGCGGCGUGCUGGUCUGCGGCGAGAACUGGGUCGCCUUCAAGCACGAGGGCCACGCCGAGGUCCGCGCGCCGCUGCCGCGGCGCGCGGGCUUCCCGGCGGCGCGCGGGCUGCUGGCGACGCGCGUGGCGGCGCACCGCCAGCGCGACCUCUUCUUCUUCCUCGUGCAGAGCGAGCUGGGGGACCUCUACAAGGUGACGCUCGCGUGGGGCGCCGCCGGCGUGACCGACGUGCGCGUGUCCGUCUUCGACACGCUCUUCCCGGCGAGCGCGCUGUGCAUCACGCGCAACGGGCUGCUCUACGCGGCCGCGGAGGCGGGCGACCACGCCCUGUUCCAGUUCCGGGGCGUCGGCGACGGCGCCGACGACGCGGCCGCGGGCGCGGUCUUCGACCCGAGCCUCGGCGACGACGGCCCGGGCGCGGCCAAGGUCGCGCCCGCCUUCCGGCCCGCGCCCCUGCGGAACCUGGCGCCGCUGGACCGGCCCGAGUCGCUCGGCGGCGCGACGGCGCUCGAGGUCCUCGCGGCGGCGGGCGGCGCCCAGGACGACGCGCGGCUGGCCGUCGCGUGCGGCCGCGGCGCCCGGUCCUCGCUCCGCCUGCUCCGCCGCGGCGUCGGCGUGGCCGAGGUCGCCGCCUCGCCCCUGCCCGGCCGGCCCGCGGCCGUGUGGACGCUGCGGGGCGGCGCGCAGGACGCGUACGACCGGCACAUCGUCGUGAGCUUCACGAACGCGACGCUGGUGCUGCGCGUGGGCGACGCCGUGGAGGAGGUCGGCGACUCGGGGUUCCUCGCGUCGGAGGCGACGCUCGCGGCGGCGCUGCUCGCGGACGGCGCGCUCGUCCAGGCGCACGCGGCGGGCGUGCGGCGGGUCGGCCCGGCGGGCGCCGCGGGCGCCGCGGCGCCGAGCGAGUGGCGGCCGCCGGGCGGCGAGCGCGUCGUGGCGGCCGCCGCGAACGAGCGCCAGGUGGCCGUGGCCCUGGGCGGCGGCGACGUCGUCUACUUCGAGCUCGACGCGAGCGGCGCGCUCGCGGAGCUCGGGGCCAAGGGCCUUGGCGGCGCCGCCGCGGCGCUGGACCUGGGGCCGGUGCCCCCGGGGCGGGCGCGGUUCCCCUUCCUGGCCGCGGGCGGCGCCGACGGGCGGCUCCGGCUCCUCUCGCUCGCGCCCGACGACCUCCUCGCCCAGGUCGCGCUCGUGGACCUGGGCGCGCCGUGCGCGGGCCUCGCGUUCGUGGCCCUCGGCGACGACGACCUGGAGCUCUGCGCGGGCCUGGGCAACGGCGUGCUGCGGCGCGUGCGCGUCGACGCGCGGACGGGCGCGCUCGGCGACGCGCGCGCGCGCUUCCUGGGCGGCCGCGCGGUGCGGCUCGCGCGCGUGACGCACGGCGGCCGGGCCGCGUGCGUCGCGCUCGCCGGCCGCGCGUGGCUGGGGGCCCCGCGCGGCGGCGCCGCCGCCGCCGCCGGCGACGGCGCCGCCGCCGCCGGCGCGGCGCUCGCGUGGGCGCCGCUCGCCUACGACGCGCUGGAGCACGCCGCGCCCUUCGCGUCGCCGCGCUGCGCCGAGGGCGUGGUGGCCGUCGCGGGCGCGUCGCUGCGCAUCUUCGUGUGCGACGCCGCGACCCAGGGCGAGUUCACGCAAGCCGUCGUGCCGCUGCGCUACACGCCGCGGCGGCUCUGCGCGCUGCCGCCGGCCGGCGCCGCGCCGCGCGUGCUCGUGGUGGAGGCCGACCAGCACCGGUACAACGAGGCCGAGCGGCGCGCGCUGGCCGCCGCGCGGCGCGUCGCGCGCGACGGCGACAUGGACACGGGGGACGACGACGACGACGCCGCCGACGACGCCGGCCCCGUGCCGCCCGCGCCGGGCAAGUGGGCCUCGUGCGUGCGCGUCGUCGACGCCGCGAGCGGCGCCACGCUCGAGCUCCUGGAGCUGGGCGAGUCGGAGGCGGCCCUCUCGUGCUGCUGCGUGCGCUUCGCGGGCCGCGGCAACGAGGCCUUCGUCGCGGUGGGCACGGCGCGCGCGCUGACGUUCCACCCGCGCACGUUCACGGAGUGCGCCGUGCACGUCUACCGGCUCCUCGACGCGCGGCUCGUCCUCCUGCACCGGACGCCCGUCGAGGCGCCGCCGCUGGCCCUCGCGGCGUUCCGGGGCCGGCUGCUCGUCGCCGUCGGCGCGAGCGCGCGGCUGUACGACCUGGGGAAGCGCAAGCUGCUGCGCAAGGCCGAGACGCGCGUGGCGCCGGCGCUCGUCGUCCGCGUGGCCGUCGUCGGCGACCGCGCGUUCUGCGGCGACGCGCUGCACGGCGUGUCGCUCGUGCGCUACGCGCGCGAGCGCAACGCGCUCGUCGUGGUGGCGGAGGACGCGGCGCCGCGCGGCGUCACGGCCCUCGCCGCGCUCGACUACGACACCGUCGCGGUGGCCGACAAGUGCGGCGGCGUCACCGUGCUCCGCGCGCCGGCCGACGCCGACGCCGCCGGCGACGCCGCCGCCGGGGGCGCGGCGCGCGCGCUCCUCGGCGAGGCGGCCGGCGGCGGCGCGGCGGCGCUCGCGCCCGUCGCGCGCUACCACGUCGGCGACGUGGUCACGGCGCUGCGGCGCGCGGCGCUCGGCGCCGGCGGCGCCGAGGUCGUCGCGUACGCGACGGUGUCGGGCGCCGUCGGCGCGCUCGCGCCCUCGCCGUCGCGCGACGACCGCGACUUCUUCGCGCACCUCGAGAUGCACGUGCGCCAGGAGCGGCUGGCGCCGACGGGCCGCGACCACGCCUCCUACCGCAGCUCCUACGCGCCCGCCAAGGACGUCGCCGACGGAGACCUUUGCGCGGAGUUCCUCGCGCUGCCCGCGGACGCGCGCCGCCGCGUCGCCGCCGACCUCGACCGCACGCCGGCGGACGUCGCCAAGAAGCUGGAGGACGCGCGGAACCGAGUCCUCUAG